Messenger RNA from Podospora anserina S mat+, 1071 nucleotides. RefSeq lists its product as uncharacterized. The record is from RefSeq and is a predicted model, not a curated record. The coding region runs from base 1 to 1071 and encodes 356 amino acids. NCBI's taxonomy places the organism in Eukaryota, Fungi, Ascomycota, Sordariomycetes, Sordariales, Podosporaceae. The transcript has a single exon.
AUGCAGGCCAGGUUUGAUUCUGCCGUCAUCUCGCAUUUGCUGCACAUACAACGUCUCACUACUGACUACCUAAAACACUUUGUUUUUUUGUUUCGUUCUGCAUCUUUUUCUCUUCACAAUACCCAAGAAACUUUCACCGCAACCAUAUACCCCGCAUUUUGUCUGGAGAAAAUGGCAGGCAUAAUCAUCCUCGACUUUGACGGCACCAUCACGACUGCUGACACGAUCAACACCCUGGCUUCAUUGCCGACAUCUCACCACCCGGGGGAAGUGACGGAGGGGCAUGAGAAGCUGUGGGAGGAGAUUGUGGAGGGGUAUGUGGCUGAUCAUGCGGAGCACACCAAGAAUUAUGUGCCCGAGGCCAAAGGGAGGACCACGCUGGGGCAGGAGUUGGAGUAUCUUGAGAGUUUGAGGGGGCCAGAGGGGGUGUCGAUUGGGAGGGUUAGUCGGGGAUCACUUUUUGCAAACCUUAGAGAGGAGGACUUUCGGGUGUUUGGGCAGAGGAUCGUGGAGAAUGGGCGGGGAGGGGAGGGAGAAGAGGAGAGGGUGGUUUUGAGGAGGGGGUUCAAGGAGUUUGUGGGACGGUGUCGAGAGAAUGGCUGGGAGAUUGGGGUUGUGAGUGUGAAUUGGAGUCGGGAUUUUAUCAUGGGGGUUAUAAGUGAGCAGUGCGGCGGGUUGGAUGGGGUUAAGGUGGUGGCGAAUGGGAUUAGAUACCCAGAGGGGACGAUUGAAGGGCCGAAGGAGCUGGGGAGGGAGGUGAUGAUGACGGCGGGGGAUAAAUUGAGGGGGAUGGAGUUGUUGUCAAAGGAAGGAGGGGAGAGGAAACGGGUGGUGUAUUUUGGGGACUCGACCACGGAUUUGGCUUGUUUGGUGGAGGCGGAUUUGGGGGUUGUGGUUGCUGAUGAAGAGGAGGGGAAGUUGUUGGUUACGUUGAGGAGGAUUGGGUAUGGGGUGCCGCAUGUGGGGGGGGAGUAUAGGAGAGAAAAAGAUGGGAAGAAACAGGGGAUGGUGUGGGCGAGGGAUUUCGAGGAGCUCAUGAGGAGUGGUGUGGUUGAGGGGCUGCGGAGGUGA